Messenger RNA from Cannabis sativa, 1074 nucleotides. RefSeq lists its product as uncharacterized. Lineage: Eukaryota; Viridiplantae; Streptophyta; Magnoliopsida; Rosales; Cannabaceae. The record is from RefSeq and is a predicted model, not a curated record. The transcript is spliced from 3 exons. Bases 1 to 1074 code for a protein of 357 amino acids.
AUGUUAACAGGCUUGAAUUUCCCCCAGAGCUUCAUCCGAUUACUUAUGAACUGCAUUUCUACACCUAAGUUCUCCUUUAUGUUCAAUGGAGCCUUACACGGUUUUUUUGAGUUUAAGAGAGAGCUUAGGCAAGGGGAUCCCAUGUCCCCGUUGCAUUUUGUCCUUGGUAUGGAAUACCUGUCUCGAUUAAUGGAGAAGAUUGGAGACAAAGAGGAUUUUUAUUUCCAUGACAGAUGUACUAGUCUCAAAUUGAACCAUCUGGCCUUUGCGGAUGAUCAACAUGGAUCAAGGAAGUGUAAACAAGAUAUUGCAACUGUCAGGAUAUAUGAGGCAGAAUCUGCCUUUUACUUAUUUGAGAUUCCCAUUUGUGCAAAGAGGAUAUCAGGGAAGGAAUGCAAAAUUCUGGCAGAGAAAAUGACAGCUAGAAUCAGGAGUUGGAGUUCUAGGAACCUCUCCUUUGCAGGCCAAAUCACAUUGAUCAACUCAAUUCUUAUAGCCAUACAAGCCUAUUGGAGUCAAAUAGUGAUUUUGCCAAAGAAAGUUUUGAAGCAAAGAAGAGAUACAAUAGCAUUUGGAUAUAGUCUGUUUACUACACCACAACAGAGUGUAAAAUGGUGUAAAGAGGUUUGGGCAAGGCUGAACACACCAAAACAUAGUGUGAUUCUUUGGUUAGCAAUGCUUACUCAAUUGAAAACCAAAGAGAGGUUGAAAAGGUAUGGCAUCUUAUCAAAUGACCACUGCAGCUUAUGUGUUUCUAAUUUGGAAAAUGAGCAGCACUUAUUUUUUGAAUGUGAUUUAUCCUGUUACUGCUUGGAUGAAAUCAAGCAAUGGCUUGACUGGAAGGCUCGAACCAGGUUCAUCCCUAAGCUAGUUCAGUGGAUUGGCAGGGCAAGGAUUUCGAACUUUAAAAGAAUGGUGCUGUCUGCUGCCAUUGCAGUAGUAGUUUACCAUGUUUGGCAAGCUAGAAAUGGAAUCAUUUGGAAUGGAAACAAGGUGAAUAAAUGUCAAAUGGUUGAAGACAUUAAGGGAAGCUUAAGAACUCGAAUUAGUAUGGUGAUUCCAAAGAAAAUAUAA